CAACAACAAACUAUUUUCUCAGAAAUUUCUGGCGGGAAAGUAUUCAAAGUACUUUUGCUGUUAACAGAUUGUGCUAUGGCUAAAGGGUUUAUUUUGUCAUCAACAGUAUCAUUAUUGUUACUGUGGAUUGCUAGUGGAAGUAUUGUAAAAGAUGACAACUUUGUAGGAGAAAAAAACAGUCCUUUGAAUUAUACAAUUUCUAAGAAAGUUCUUGCAGAUUUGACAGAAAAAUGCAGACUAUUUAGGGAAAAGCAGCGGAACCAUUCCCGUAAGUUGUUCACAGAUGAAGAAAACAGAAUAUUUGAAGAUGGCUGUUUUGAAAUUGACAAUUUAAUUAAAGUAAAUCUGACAACAGACAAUGGGUUAUAUCAUAAGGGAAAUGGUGGCCUUAAGUUAAUUGAUGUUGAUAAAGUGAAAGCGCUACAAAAUCAUGAGAUAACAAGUGUAAAGACAUUUCCAGCAAAAAAACAGGAAAAAGGAGAACUGCAUUUGAAUGGACCUGCUCACAGAUACGCUCUUCACCAAUGUUGUUUCUUACUGCAAACAGAAGCAGAAAUUUCAGCAAUGAGUAAUGCAGAGUUUAUUGAUUGUAUACCAGAUAUUGGGAAACUGACAGAUUUAAAAAGUAAUCAAAAGGAUGCCUUGCUUUCUAAAGCAAAAAACGGCAUUGUCUAA
Molecule: messenger RNA, 675 nt
Organism: Ruditapes philippinarum (Manila clam)
Lineage: Eukaryota; Metazoa; Mollusca; Bivalvia; Venerida; Veneridae
Exons: 8
Coding region: 76-675 (199 amino acids)
Source: RefSeq, a predicted model, not a curated record